AUCAUACUCGAUAUAGCUAGCUAACUCAAUAAAAGUGGUACGGAUAGCUAGCUAUCACAAGCCGAUAUUGCCCGAUAACAUAUUUUUAUAGCUAGAUAAUCUCAAAGGCAUUUUUUUGCUUGGGAUGAAUAAGAAAAAAAUAAUUUGAAUGUUCUGGCCAAAAACUCAAGCUGAAAAAUCUAACGUUUUUGAACAUCAUGGUUUUUUCGAGUUUUCUCGAUUUUUCGACAUGAAAAAUCAAGAACUACAUAUUCUUAAUCAGCUUGAAAAACUCUAUCGAACGGUAUAUAAUAUAGUCAAAAAACUUUUUUGCUGUCAGUUGGAUUAAGGAUGCCUUAAGAAAAAUACAUUUGAUGAAGAGGGUGGCAGAUCUUUUUGAUGAUGUUUGAUAUUUCAGUUUUUAUCGCAUUCAAACUUAGUAAUAAAAAUUUUGAUUUUCUAUGCUUUUUGAAGUUCAGACCUUUUUCUUUCCAACGGAAAAAACUGAACUCUUCUACAUAUGGACACAUGUAGAAAAUAAUGUUCGACCUUUCUCCAAUUAUCUCUCAAUCGUCGAUUAUAAAAGUUGAAUUUUCUUGGUGCACUCUAGUAAUUCAGAUGGGAAUCAUGUUGAAGCCGUUUAUCUAGAGGAAAAGAAUAGCUCAAAAAGAUGCCGGCUUGUUACAAAAGAUUUUACAUUGGAUACAAAAGAAAUGAAAAGAAACGCUGAGGGAGAUGGCGGUAAAUUUCUAAUAAAAAAAAAACUCAUUGGAGAUUAUGAAUAAUUUGUUCACAGGUAUAAAUACCAUCAGAAAAACUCAGUAUGAUUGUUAUAAACAAUUUAUUGAUGAUUCCAAAAAUUUGACAAGUGGCGGACGAUCUAUUUCAAAAGUUCUAUAUUCUCCAGUUUAUUACGUAUUAGCUUUAUCGUCCUGCUACUGUGGAGAGCCGGAUUCUGUUAAACUAAAAGAAACUGAUAAAAAUGUAGCAGGUAUUAUUACGGAUCCAGAUAAACAAGGACGAAUUCAUUUGGCUUAUGCUAAUGGCGAAGUACUUCGAUCAAAGAAAAUGGAGCAUUUUAGUCGUUAUUUGCGUCGAACAUUUUACUAUGUGGAUGAAGAAAAUGAAAAGGGUGAAAUUAUUCGAUAUUUAUUUUGUGCAGAAUAUCCAUACAUUUUGUCCACACUUUAUCAAAUGCAACUGUUGGGUGAUUUAAACGAAGAUCAAAAACGUGAUGAAUACUUAAGAUAUUGCAAUAUUUUCCAACGUAUUCUCAUUGCCCAUAACCUCACUGAUUGUAUUAAGCUGAUCAUGUAUGAUGAUGGACAAAACAAGGUUGAUAGUGUUGAACAACUAUGGGAUCAAAUAAGAGACGAUAUUGUUAGUUGGACUGUUGAUUCUCCUGUGUUAACACAGAUACAAACACCGAGUUUACCGGUGGCUUCAGGAAGAAAAAUAGUGCCAAUUAAACGUUUAUUUAAACUUGGAACCGAUGAACUUGAACAGAGUCGAUUAUUUAUUGAAGCUUUGAAAACAAAAUUGAAUAAUAACAAUGGUGUGACGAUAACCGAUCCCGAAUUAGACAAUCACGUGAUCAUAUUGUUAAAUGGAGGCCUUUCAAAAGUAUCGUCACGUUUGAUGAAUUCUAUUCCAUAUUUAAUGUUUGAUUUGAAUAAACAACGAGAACCAAAUGACGACGAUAUUGUAAAAAUCCUUUACUAUUUAAAAAAUCUCAAUGUUUUAUCUAAAUCGUACACGGAACGUUUCGAAAGUAUCGAAGGUCUUAUGCAAAAAAGCGAAGUUGAAUUUACUACGGCUGGUAAAGGCAUAGCUGUGGCGUUCUAUUUCAAUUACGCAAAAUUAUUGACUUCAACCAAAGAUCAUCGAGAACGUGUUCAAACUCUUAAAAGUCAGCUCUACAGUGAAAAAUUGAUUGAUGACAUAGAUAAAAUAUUCAUUGAAAAAUGGGUAUUUAUUCUACCGUGGACAACAAACGGAUCAUUGCAACUCCUUAAAAAUGCUUGUUUAUUCAAAGAGAGUGGCUUUGAUCUCUCUCAAAUAAGUUUAAAAUUAAUUAACAUAAAUCUUACACUUGCCGGAGUUGUUGAGAGAUCAUAUUCACCGCUUUUCAUAUUUCAAUUAACCAAGAUUGAUGAAAACAAGACUUACUAUUUUCCCAUGGAGAUUCCAGCUGCUUUCCAUGGUCUUCAGAAUCAGUAUGAAAAUAGUCAAGCUGAAUUUCAUUUUGGAAAAUUUCAUCCCGUUGAUCAAGCGGGAAUUUUUCAAAAAGAAGUUCAACAUUACUACAAUGAAGAGAAAAAUACUGAAUGGCAUGAACAUAUUAUGCUUGUUCCGAUACCAAAACCUAACCACAAUAUGGAGAAAGACAAUUACACGUCCAAAGUUUUACUGGAUACAUUAUGGUCAAAAUUGAGCACGAUAGCUAGCAAUAAUUAA
Didymodactylos carnosus is the source of this 2436-nucleotide messenger RNA. NCBI's taxonomy places the organism in Eukaryota, Metazoa, Rotifera, Eurotatoria, Philodinida, Philodinidae. The record is from the annotation of a GenBank genome assembly.